UCUCUCCAUUCUAUUUCUUCAUGUUUCAUCUUCUUUCGUCAUCCUCAUUCUCUUUCUUCAUCUCUUCAUUCUCUUUUUUUCAUGUUCCAAUUUCUUUUUUCAUCCUCAUCUAAUCUUCAUUUUAGAUUUUUAUGGCACAAAUCUCACUUUCUUUUAUUUCAUUGACAUCAGUGUUUUGGCACUAACCACCACCGAUGUCCUCCUCUUCCUCAUCCCUUCCUUGCCAGCAUACCCAAUCUAUGAAUAUAUCUAUUAGGCUUUUGGGGGUUAGGGAUUGUGAUUAAUUUUAGGGUCUCAGCAAGUAGGGAAUGUACAUCUCGUUCUAAUUUUUAACUUAGAUGUUAUAUAAAAUGUUAGUGCAUAUCUUGUUUACUAGGAAACUAUGCUUACCAGACUUUCUGUCGGAGGAGGAGAGCAGAGUCAUAUACAAACAGUCGGUACUCAAGGAUCGUACGGAAGGACUGAGUGUUGUUCUGGUGGAUCCUCUCUUAAAGAAGCAUGUGGUUGAUCUAAGGAAGUGGAAGAUGGGUGGAAGGUGGAACUACGUCUUCGUUGAUGGUUGGAACCAAGUUGUCUCCACCAACACGUUUAAGGUCGGCGACAUCUAUCAUGUCUGGUCUUUUCGAUCCCGAGGAGGUAACCUCUGCUUUGCUCUCGUCCCUCCUAGAAACUCCAGCGAUUCUGGUCACGGCGGCUCUAAUUCCUGCCUCUCUUCUUGGUGAUGCUUGAUACUACUCUGUUUAUUUCAUAGCCUAUGGUCUCACGUUAGAAGCAUUUAUCUUUCCAGAUAAUAUAAUUUUGCAGUGCAGUUAUUUUUUUCUCUUGAUAGUAGAGAAGUUUGUUUUUUUUCCUGUUUUGGUUCAGUGAUAUCAUCUUCUGUAGUAGACUGAGUAUCAAAUCUCAAAUGAAUCAAAACGAGAUUAUUUUAAAAGCA
Molecule: messenger RNA, 934 nt
Organism: Brassica rapa (field mustard)
Lineage: Eukaryota; Viridiplantae; Streptophyta; Magnoliopsida; Brassicales; Brassicaceae
Product: B3 domain-containing protein At2g32645
Molecular function (GO): DNA binding
Source: RefSeq, a predicted model, not a curated record